Echinostoma caproni is the source of this 225-nucleotide messenger RNA. The record is from the annotation of a GenBank genome assembly. Lineage: Eukaryota; Metazoa; Platyhelminthes; Trematoda; Plagiorchiida; Echinostomatidae.
AUGCCUGAUGAAUUCUUCGGGCAUCCCGUCGGCCCACAGUAUGUACCCCAAGGAUUCUAUAUCGAAGUUCAUGAAACGUGCUGCGGUAUGCUGUUUGAACUUGUAGCGGUGUUACAAAAUCCCACGAAGAGUAAGGAGUUGUUCAACACAGCUGCUUCCGCGGCGAAACCCACCCUGGUUUGGGCCGGUGCAGGUAUCUCUGAUAACUUCGAAGCGACUAAGUAG